This is a messenger RNA of Formica exsecta, 2800 nucleotides long. Its product is annotated as xaa-Pro aminopeptidase ApepP-like. The record is from RefSeq and is a predicted model, not a curated record. NCBI's taxonomy places the organism in Eukaryota, Metazoa, Arthropoda, Insecta, Hymenoptera, Formicidae. The transcript has 7 exons. Gene Ontology annotation, molecular function: metalloaminopeptidase activity. Bases 651 to 2522 code for a protein of 623 amino acids.
UGCAAUGCCAUGUUAUUUCUUCUAAACGUAAACAGACUAGGAUAGGUUUCGUUUGAUUGGCUAAUCAGGGAGGAAAGCGACAAAGAUUUUUGUUAUUCUGAUUGGUUAAUUAAACACUUUGAAACUUUCGUGGCAUCAAACGGAAAGCACAUCCUAAAUAUUUAAAUCUAUGAUUUGAUUAGUCUAUGAUAUAUAUUGAAAAUCGAAUAAUCAAAAAUCAAAACACCUUACAAGUUCGUUGUCACCUGCGGACGGGAACGAACGUAUUUUGACACAUUAUGCGUGUGUUCUUUGUUUGGGCUUUAUUCUUGGAUUUUUAUAUUUGUUAAAGGCUAUGUAAACAUAACAGUGCAAAAAAACAUUUUCAUUUAACGCCACUUCUGAUGACAUUAUACGAAAGGUUCUGGUUGUAUUGACCCUCGUUCGAGGCAGUUCGAGGGCAGUUCGAGGGCAGAAGCCAUUUAAGAAAGAAGAAGAAAAAAAGAAAGAAAAUACUUUACAUAUAUACAUCGUCGAGGAUUGUCUGUAAUAGUGGAGUUGAUUCUUUUACUUCAAGACAUUUUUCAUACAUUUAUACACACAUACAUUCAAUAAGAUAAAGUGUUUUAUCUUACCAGUGUGGCAAAGGAGUGUUCGAGAAAUAUUUCAAGAUGGUAAAAAGGAAUGGACUUUGGAAGCUAACACAGCUUCGAGCAUUAAUGAAAAAUGUUCAAGUUGGUGGUAUUAGAGAAAAGGGCAUCCAGGCUUUAAUCGUUAAUGGAGAGGAUGCGCAUCAAUCAGAAUACUCGACUGAGCGAGAUCAAAGACGACGUUUUAUCAGCGGAUUUCGCGGUUCUUAUGGUACAGUCGUUGUUAUGCAUGACAAAGCAUUGUUGUGGACAGAUGGAAGAUAUUAUGCACAAGCUGUGUCAGAAUUAGAUCCGUUAGAGGAGUGGACCUUAAUGAAAGAAGGUUUAUUAGACACACCUACUAUUGCCGUAUGGUUGGCUUCAAAUUUACCUCCAAAGUCUAUAGUUGGAGCAGACGCUAAUCUAAUAAGUUAUACAGAAUGGGCACGAUUGCAUACCGGUCUAACUACUGCUGGUCAUUGUCUAAUUCCUCUUUCUGAAAACUUGGUAGAUAAAGUAUGGGCCGAUGAACAACCAGCACCUACGGCCAAUGUAAUCUUGCCUCAAUCAUUACGAUAUUCAGGUCAAAGUGCAGGAGAUAAAGUAAGAUUAUGUCGCGAAGCCAUGAAAGAGAACAAUGUGACAGUACUUGUAGUAACUGCAUUGGAUGGGAUUGCAUACUUAUUAAAUUGGAGAGGGUCUGAUAUACCUUUCAACCCUGUCUUCUUUGCGUAUGUUAUUCUCACUCUAAAAGAUGUACAUGUCUUUGUAGAUAGAAGUAGACUUAGCCAAGAAGCAUUAGAGCAAUUAAAAAACGAAGAUAUCGAUCCAAUUUUUCAUGCUUAUACAGAUAUACAUGUCUAUAUGAAAGAGCUCGUAAAUUCAUGUACAGAUCAAGAUAAAAUUUGGAUUAGCAAUAAAUCCAGUUAUGCAUUACAUGCGGAUUGCGGAGAAAUCAAGAAACAUACAGAUAUUACACCUAUUAGCGUUAUGAAAGCGAUAAAAAAUCCGAUUGAAAUAACGGGUAUGAAAGAGGCACAUGUGAGAGAUUCUGUCGCUCUCGUUAAAUAUUUUGCUUGGUUAGAAGACAAGAUCAAGAAUGCAAAAGAGCACGUUACAGAAAUUUCAGGUGCGACGCAACUGGAAAAAUUCAGACAGCAGCAAGAUCAUUUUGUUGGAUUAAGUUUUACGACUAUAUCAUCUAUUGGUCCUCACGGAGCAGUUAUUCAUUAUUCACCCACGGCAGAGACUGAUAUGCCUAUCACAGAUAAAGAACUUUAUCUUUGCGACUCUGGCGCACAAUAUCAGGAUGGUACGACAGACGUAACGAGAACUCUACAUUUUGGCGAACCCACGAUUUUCGAACGUGAAUGUUUUACUAGAGUAUUUAAAGGACAGUGCCGUCUUUCGACAAUGAUAUUUCCUUUAAAAACAAAAGGAAAUUACCUUGACACAUUGGCACGUGAAAGCUUAUGGAGUGUUGGCCUUGAUUAUCUUCAUGGUACUGGUCAUGGAGUAGGAUCCUAUCUUAAUGUUCACGAAGAGCCUAUCGGUAUUACAUGGAAGCCACAUCCAGAUGAUCCAGGUUUACAACCUGGGAUGUUUUUAUCGAAUGAACCAGGAUAUUAUGAAGACGGAAAAUUCGGUAUUAGAUUGGAAAACAUUGAAUUAGUUGUUUCUGCAAAGACACCUUACAAUCAUAAAAAUCGAGGUUUCCUUACUUUUGAAACUGUGACACUUGUACCUAUUCAAACCAAUCUGCUUGAUGUAUCGAUGCUUACAGAUAAGGAGAUUGAAUAUUUAAAUAACUAUCAUGCGAAAUGUUUGAAGGUUUUGAAACCUUUGUUACAAGGAACAGAAAAUAUUCAGGCACUUAAAUGGCUGGAAAAACAAACCCUUCCUAUUUCUCACUAAUCGUUCUAUAAUGUCAAUUUAACAAUUUUUAUAAUAUGUUUUGAACUAUAUAAAAUCUUUUGAGAGGAUAUGUAGAAUAUAACAAACUUGGUUUAAAUUAAUUAAUAUUUUAUUAAGACAGCAAAUAUUUGUGGUUAGUAUACAUAAAAGAAACAAAUAUAAGUAAUUUGUAUGCACACAAAUGACAAGGUAACGCAUUAUGAUAUAUCCAUUGAUAUAUGUGUGAGCUUUUCGAAGAUGGAUAUAUAUGGACAAGGAACAAGGAACAAAUAAUGAAA